UGGGGAUGGAGAUGGAGAUGGAGAUGGAGAUGGAGGUGUAAAUGGAGAGGGAGCAGACUUGAGCCUACUACUAUCGGCGAUGACGGGGGGCGAUGCCCAGCUGGUACGCGAGCUGCUGGGGCGCGGGGCGUCGGCGGCGUACGCAUGUGUGAGCAUGCGCGACCGUACUCAUCGGCGAGGACGCCUGCCGGUGUGGGUGCUGGCCGUGGCGAACUGCGUGUGGCAGCUCAUCGAGGUGUUCGCGGCCGAGCAGAAGGAGGCCUACCGGUACUCGCAGGCGAAGGCGGAUGCGCCGCCGGGGCCAGCGGGCUCAAAAGCUGUGCGCGCGCUAGGGGACUGGCUUGCGAUCGGCGACGGGAACGGUCUUGUGUUGGGUGUGUAUGAGGCGAGUCCGAGAGCGGCUGAGGCAGGUGGGAGAGAUACCGAGCAUAAAAGAAAGCUCCAGCACGGCGUCAUCGAUGGCCAGCUCCAGCUCCGCGCAGGAUCGGCUGGGGGGAGGAUAGAUAAUUGGGGGGCGACCUCUGACGGUGACGAGGCGGCGGUGUGGAGGUACACCAACCAGACUGAGGGCGACGAGGAAUCAGGCGAUGAUGACGACGACAGCGAAAUAUGGCAGAGUGAAAGUGGGAGCGAGAGAUCAUUCUUUGCGAUAGACGGGCUGGUGUUUCGGAGAUACUCGUGCACGGCCUCGAGGUUCCUGAGUCUCUGCGAGCAGCGCGACUGGAAUUUGGAUGGCGAGCGGCACAACACGCAACCGCCACCAGAACCGGAUCCGCCCGAGGAUGGCCAGUCCGACGAUAUUACCCACUCGUGGUUGUUUUCGCCCAGGGAGAACCGCCACCGGCCGCCAGUGCAGCUGGACGAGAGACUGCACGUCAGCCUCUCCUGGGAGGGUAGCGAGCUGGGCCUGCCGUUUACCUACAGGGUCUACUAGACUAUAAGCCAGAUUGAAGCAAGAGUCGAAUUGUCUGAUGAAAGCAGAAAAUCUAGCCAAGAUAAUAGGCUCUUUGAUCAUUUUGAUGUUGGGUGCUGUUCAGAGAGAAGGAAUCAUUCCCGUGUUGUUCAACAAGGGAUCAAGCAAAGGCAUAUUACCUGUCACGGCCGGCUUGGAAUGAGGGCGGAACUCCUCUAUUGGGCGCUAUAGACGAAGAUUCUAAACUAAAGGGAAAAGGGAAAAGAAGCUCAAAAGCCUCCCCUCGCGAGAUUCUUCCAGGGCGUCUCAAGGUGGGGCUCU
Molecule: messenger RNA, 1234 nt
Organism: Lasiosphaeria miniovina
Lineage: Eukaryota; Fungi; Ascomycota; Sordariomycetes; Sordariales; Lasiosphaeriaceae
Exons: 1
Coding region: 80-934 (284 amino acids)
Source: RefSeq, a predicted model, not a curated record